Molecule: messenger RNA, 2049 nt
Organism: Nematocida ausubeli
Lineage: Eukaryota; Fungi; Microsporidia
Exons: 1
Coding region: 1-2049 (682 amino acids)
Source: RefSeq, a predicted model, not a curated record
AUGAACAUGGAAAUGAAACAACAUGAGUAUUUAUACGAAAGAAAUAACAGACAGAUAUCCAUUAAGAUGCUAGUAAAAGUACUUCUUAUAAGUGCACUUCUAGCAGUGCAGAAUGUCUUUGGGUUAUUGAGCAGACAAUGUGCAGAUAAUGUGCUAGAAAUAGUCUUAAGCAAAUAUAAAGGAAAUAGUUCAAUGACUAAGAUUAUUAAGUCUUUUCCCCCAUAUAUGCUAUAUAUAUCUGGAAGGACAGGGAUUCUUCAUAAUAAGCGGCUUACAUAUCCACACAUACGCAUAGAUUUCUCAGCACCAAAGACAAAAAAUAGUUCACAAAAAAUAGACAGAGCGAAUGACACAGUCAAAGAAAAGGACUCAGACGGAAAUGAAAUACCAAAGAGUACUGUAGAGUACUACAAUACACUAAUUAACAUGUUCCCUUCACCAGACGGAGAAAUAAGUAUUUAUUCUAAAGAAGGAUAUGAAGACUCCUUCACUUCUUUCUUAAAGAGUGAGAAUGUCCAGGAAUAUUCACAUAGAAUCCUUGCAGCACUUCUUCUACAGUCAGAAGGAAUUCAUGUUCCACUGGAAAUUAAAGAGAAUGGAAACAAAUACCCAGAACUUGUGUAUACUAAUCCAAGAAAACCGAAAGAAUCCUUCAGUCUUCCCAUAUGCACUACUAUAGAACAAGAAAGUACUAGUGAAGAAAGUCUAAAAAAGUUUGACAGUAGAGUAUUACAGACUAUUAAGUACUUCCUUAAUACGAAACCAAAACCAAAAAUUAAGAAGAAUAUAAUGGCGAAAGAAUCAAAGGAGAAAGAAAUGGCCUGGAGGCAUAAGUUUACUGAGACACCAGCAUGGCUAAUACAGUCUUACAUAUGUCACUACCUAGAAACAAAAGAAGAUGCAAUUGAAUUCUAUGAUGAAAUAGCUAAUCAAAUGAAGGUUUAUAUGGAAAAGUUCGCAGAGAAGGUGAAAAAUACUAUUUCAACGAAGUUAUUUAGACAAUCCUUUACAUGCGAAGAUGCACUGUCAGAGGAGAUUAAGUGGUGGAAUAAAGUAAACCAACUUAAAGAUAUGGUUGAAAAUAGUCAAGACAUUCAAGUGCUUCCCUUCGUGAAUAUUAGUCAGCUCCCUACUAAAGCAGCUACUAGAAUAAGUUUCCAUGAAAAUAUUCAGCUAAAAGAUGGAGUAAUUCCUAGUGAUAUAGAGUCUGUAGUACUCACUCUACUAUGCUGCUUUGGAUAUGACGAGAAGACAAAGAAGUAUAAUUUUGACCAUCUUCCAUGCCUGUUAGAAGAAGUGAAGGAUCUUUUUAGUAUGUCAUCCGUAAGCAAUCCAUCCAGUAGUCAUACGUCUUCUAUACAAGUAGGACAAGAAAUAUCACAGGAUAUUCUGGCUAGAUGGAGUGAAAUAAUUAGAAGCUUAGUGAAAGGGGAUAGAGAUAUAAGCUACACAACCAUAGAGGGUGGAUAUGUGAUUCAACCAGAUAUCUUCAAUAUUCUAAUAAUAAUGCUAAAUCUCACAGGAAUAGGUUGUAAUGCUUAUAAGAAAGAAAUAGAGAAAUAUAGGGGCAGACUGCAAGCCCAAAUAUUUGUGGGUGGUCAUCUCCUAAUGGGUUCAUUUGAAAUGGAAAUUGCAGGAUAUGCAAAGAAGAUAUUUUCUCAGAUGUCAAGAGAAUUCUUAGGCACUAAAAUUAUUAAAGAUUGGCAUGAACUAGUCUCUUAUGCAUCUUCUAAUGAUGAAAAUGGGAAAGAAAUGGGUGUAUUCUUUAAGAAUUAUGAUAUUCAGACAAUGAAUAAUACAAAGUAUUUUACUGGUGAUCUAGAGAUUCAUUAUGGAACAAAGAAUCAGGUACAAAGAAUAAUUAUUCGUUUUGUAUCACUUGAAAAAAUUCAGUUAGGAAUUAGUGCGUUUGAUGUAAGAUUAAACAGCCUGAUGAUUAGCAUGUUAAAGAACGAGAUAAUAGAUAUGCCAAAAAACAGUUAUAAUAUGUAUGCUCUUUUUAAAUAUGCAGAGAACCUACUAAGGUCAUCUAAUCCAGGUGAUUUUUAA